This is a messenger RNA of Dicrocoelium dendriticum, 999 nucleotides long. The record is from the annotation of a GenBank genome assembly. NCBI's taxonomy places the organism in Eukaryota, Metazoa, Platyhelminthes, Trematoda, Plagiorchiida, Dicrocoeliidae.
UAUCUUCUUAACGUCAUUACACAGAUGUCACUAUUGUUGGUUUUGGGCCUUAUGAAUUCCUUGCUUGACGUAGGAUGCGACUUUGUGUCCAUUUCGGUUGCAACCGAUGUGCUACCGAAAGUUCACUUCACAAAUGACGCUCCCGGAGCAGAUGCCAAAUUUGACUGUGAAAUUCAACGCUCAACACUGGAUUCGACUUCGGAUGGAAGUUGCGAAUUAUACAGAUGGUUCUAUGACCCACGUUCCAAAGAGCUGACAUGCGUGUGCACAAUACAGGAUGUGGCGAACAUUAGUGCAACGUUGUUACAAGGGAACAAUACAUCAAGAAUGAUUCCUGCAAUUCCUAAAGAAAAUUUCGUCGAAUGCAAAUCACACGUGUUGCGAGCAUUCUCUGGCGACACCACCAAGAUUACUGGAUCCAUUUGGGGUCCAUUAAACAAGACCAUUAUCUUUGGGCAUGAGUCCGGAGCACUUACCGUUCUCGAUACUCGUUUGAAUCAGAUAACCAACCAGAUCAAACCACAUAAAGGACCGAUCACCGAUAUCCAGAUGCAUCUACACAUUCCAAUGUUCAUCACGGCAUCCAAAGAUCACACGGCUAAAUUGUUCAGUGCCUACGAUUUGAGCUCAAUUCGCACCUACACAACCGAGCGUCCGAUAAACUCUGCGGCCAUUUCACCCACAAGGGACCAUGUGUUACUGGGAGGCGGCCAAGAGGCGCACGAAGUCACCACAACGGCGGUCGGUCAGGGAAAGUUCGAUGCUCGUUUACAUCAUCUGAUUUAUCAGGACGAAUUUGGGCGAGUCAAGGGCCACUUCGGUCCGAUCAACAGCGUGUCUUUCAACUCCGACGGAAGUGGGUUUGCCACUGGAGGCGAGGAAGGCUACGUCCGAUUGCACACGUUUGACCCGGACUAUGCUGAUCUUGACUGAAUUAUCCUUCUUUGUGACCGUUUUUCUCAACGGAUUUGUGAAUAAAAACAACUUCAUUAAAAGCAA